Dipodomys ordii (Ord's kangaroo rat) is the source of this 1822-nucleotide messenger RNA. It is a transcript of the gene Cfap45, whose product is annotated as cilia and flagella associated protein 45. NCBI's taxonomy places the organism in Eukaryota, Metazoa, Chordata, Mammalia, Rodentia, Heteromyidae. The record is from RefSeq and is a predicted model, not a curated record. The transcript is spliced from 12 exons. Bases 63 to 1721 code for a protein of 552 amino acids.
GGAAAAUGAAAGGGAGUCUGAAGAUAGAAGGAAAGCAGUCAAUGGUUGGAAUAAGAUAAUUCAUGCAUCCGCUAAGCACAACUGGUGUCCUGAGCUCCUCUUCCACUGCCUCCAACAGGUCACGCAAUAGGACUCGCUACCGGACCAAAGCCGUGAGCUCUGAGGUGGAUGAGAGCCUUUUUGGAGCUGUCAAGCCCCUGGCCCGUAGCCAGAAUGAUAGCCCCAUUGUGCUGCUCCGAGAUAAACGUGCCAUCCAAAAAUCUCUUGCUUCCUUGAGCAUGGACCAUAAGCCAGAGACCAUCCGGAUCAUCACAAGGGACAUGGUCCGAGAGCUCAUUAUUCCAAAAGAGGAUCCUUCCGGGGAGUCGCUGAUCAUCAGCCCCGAGGAGUUCGAGCGGAUCAAGGAGGCAUCCCACGUCCCGACAAAGGAAGAAUUGGAGGCUAGGGAGCAGGCCCUGAAGAAGGAGAAGGAAGCCCUUGUGGAUGCAGUGAUGACACGCAAGAAGAUCAUGAAACAAAAAGAAAUGGUGUGGAAUAUCCACAAGAAGCUCAGCGACCUGGAGGAGGAGGCCAAGGAGCGGGCUCAAAACCUCCUGCAGAGAGCGGACAAACUUCGCUUGGAGCAAGAGGAAGAGCUCAAGGACAUGAGCAAGAUUAUCCUCAAUGCCAAGUGUCAUGCCAUUCGAGAUGCUCAAAUCCUGGAGAAGCAACAGAUCCAAAAAGAACUGGACGCGGAGGAGAAGAGGUUGGAUCAGAUGAUGGAAACAGAGCGAAAAAUGUCUCUUGAAAGGCAGGAGGCACGAGACAGGCAGAGGAGGGAGGAAAGAAUACGGGGAAGAUGGCAUAUUAUACAGCAAAUAGAAAAGAACCAGGAGGAGCGAUCACUGCUUGCUGAGCAACGGGAGCAGGAGAAGGAGCAGAUGCUGGAGUACAUGGAGCAGCUCCAGGAGGCAGACUUGGAGGACAUGGAACGAAGGCACCAGGAAAAACUAAAGAUUCAGGCUGAGAUCAAGCGCAUCAACGAGGAAAACCAGAGACAGAAAGAAGAGCGAAUGGCUCAGGAAAGGUUGGCAGACCAGAUGGUGAUGGAGUUUACCAAGAAGAAGAUGGCUCGAGAAGCAGAAUUUGAGGCUGAGCAGGAGAAAAUCCGGAAGGAGAAAGAGAAGGAGAUUGCCCGCCUCAGGGCCCUGCAGGAGAAGGCCCAGGACUACCAGGCAGAACAGGAUGCCUUGCGUGCCAAGCGCAAUCAGGAGGUGGCAGACCGGGAGUGGCGCAGAAAGGAAAAAGAAAAUGCACAGAAAAGGAUAGAAACAGAAGAGGAUCUGCGGAAGACCCGGCUCGAACAGGUGGCCUUCAAGGAACACACUCUAGCAGUCCAGGUGCAACGAGACCGGGAUGAGUUCGAGAGGAUUCUUCGAGCUCAGAGAGAACAGAUUGAGAAGGAGCGGCUGGAGGAGGAGAAAAGGGCUUCAGAGCGCCUGCAGCAUGCCAAUGAGCUCCGGCGCCAGGUGCGUGAGAAUCAGCAGAAGCAGGUGCAAAACCGGAUUGCCACCUUUGAAGAGGGCCGGCGUCUCAAAGAAGAGGCCCAGAAACGGCGUGAACGCAUUGAGGAUAUCAAGAAGAAAAAGCUGGAAGACCUGAGAGCCACGGGCCUUCCUGAGAAGUACUGCGUGGAAGCGGAGCGCAAGGCUAACAUCCCGGCAUUCACCUCUGUGAAAUGAUGAGGAGCCUCUGUGGUCUUUUUGGAAGACUGGUUCUGUCUAGUAUCUCGUGGUUCACAAUUGCUGCAAACCUAGACAUUUCAAAGUUAUGGAUUAAAUCU